Molecule: messenger RNA, 5996 nt
Organism: Megalopta genalis
Lineage: Eukaryota; Metazoa; Arthropoda; Insecta; Hymenoptera; Halictidae
Product: kin of IRRE-like protein 1
Molecular function (GO): protein binding
Source: RefSeq, a predicted model, not a curated record
UUCUCCGUCAGUGUGCCGUCCGCCGUCGGUCGAGGACCACGUGUGCUUGCGUGGCGUCGACAGGGUCGUGGACCGUCAGGGUUGCCCGUCACGCGCAUAUCCGUCAACCCCCUGCGAGUCCGAGCGCGGCUCGCUCGCGAAGGAAACCGGGAAUAACAGACACUGUCUCUCGUGCUUCGUGCCUCGUUGCUCCUGCAGCUCGUUCGUUUCGGUCCGCUGGUAUUUCGCCGUCGACGAGGAGAGAACCGAAUCGGUGGCCGCGCGUCGCGCACGUGACGCUCUCGGCCAGCGGAAACCGGAGCUUCUCUGGAACCAGUGCGUUUCCGGAUUAUCCGUACCGAAGGUGCACAGGGAGAGAGCGGGUGCUCGCGCUCACGGACACAGACCGCGAGGUGUCCGGCGCGCGGUCGCGCCGCGGAUCGGUGGAAAAGCGCGGCAAGUCUCGGCGCGGUACAGAAGGCGAGUGCUUUCGGUGUCCCGCGCUUUCGGAUAUUCGAGCCCGGUUGAGUGAUCCAGUGACGGUGUCGCUCGCGGUGCACGCUCAAUUUUCGUCCGGAUCGAUUUCGCGGUGUUCGCGGCCAUUGGCGAGAGCGAACGUGAUUGCAGAGCCCGCGCGCGUGUCCCGUUGCUUGGACCCCGUCCAGACGAACCGGAAAUCUGUGGUGACCCGGCGUGAUCGAAGAUCUCCGCAGCGAGACUCGUUUUUUUUAGCCGGGCCGAGGUCGGCCGCCCCGAUUAAUCGGGACACCCUCCCCGCGCCCUCGUCCUCUCACCCCCUCGCCCCGACGACACUCAGGAGUCAAAAAGAGCGUCGCUCGCGUUACGCUCCGCGGAGCCGAGAAUGCCUCGCGAGAAUCAAUCCCGGGGAUCGUUGACCACACCGUCGCGGCUACAGCGUCGUCGUCGUUUUCCUUAACUAACCCCUCGGCUAAUCCAGAGGCAGCAAAAGGGAGAGAAAUCGAGAGAGAGAGAGAGAGAGAGAGAGAUACAGGAGUAGAGUUCGCAGGAGACGAGGAAAAUCGCGGUUCGAUCGCGGAGGAUCGAACGGCGAGAGGAGAGUGCGGGAAGAAGGAAGCAGAAAGCAGAAAGCAGGAAGCAGGUCCCUGUGCUCGUUCGUUCCGCGUCGUCGGCAGGCGAACGUGAAACCAGUCGGCCAACGGCAUCCUGGUGUACCGCGGGGGCGGUAGGGCGCGCGGACCGGGGGUUAUUUUCUGAACGAGACGGUGGCCGUUGGUGCGGUAAAUUCUGCGGCCUCGGUGGACAUACCAUGGUCACCGGUGAUUGCGGGUAUCAUGUUCGUCGUUGCAGGUUAUUGGCUGCAGCAGCGGCGCGCGGUUAGAUCGAGAGUGCGCCAGGUUUUCUAGCGGGCCGGAGGCUACUACGCGUGUCCGACGCUUUAAUAACGGAGCGUGGAGUGGAUGAAAGGCAGGCGGAAAAAAGGAAGCAAGCAGAGCGGUGCGGGCUCGGGAUAUAUCCUAUCGUAUCCGCGUCGCGUACCGGCGCGAAGCGUCGCGGCGCGGCUCGGCGCUCUGGAUGCGGUCCCGUUGUGGCUUUAAUUAGUGUUUAACCGUCGACGGAAAAACAGGAGGCCGAGUCCCGAGGGGCAGGGGAGCGAAGGAGCAGCACCCCGGAGCGUGCGGUAACGCUUCGAAUCGUGUGCCGGAGCGUCGAGCGCUCGGCUCUCCUGGCUCCAGGCUCUCUAGGCUGCACUCUCUCUCUCUCUCUUUAGGCUGCAGUCUCCCUCGGCUCCGGUCUCUCUCGGCCUCGGGCUCACCUAGUACGCGUCGCCUAGAGGGACGAGAUCUCAUGAACGUUCCUGCCGUUCCUGAAACGAGCGCGGCGUGCCAGCCAUGCCGAGAUAGGCCUGCGAUGAUCGCCGACACAGCCAGGAGCUGCCCCGAGAGCGAGCCUACAGCGCGAAAGAUCGCCAACCAUCCCUGCGCCGCGCGAACCUCACUCGCAGCAAUCCCAUCCUCGAGCUAGCUACCUGAUCCCAGCUCGCUCGGUGUCCGCGGUACCUCGAGAGUAUCCGAUCUGAUUCAGCUCGCUCGCUCGGUCUCGGCCUCGCGAAGUGCGGAUAUUCGUCGGCGAAACUGACGUGGAAUAACUAGUGAACAUGUGGAGUGUACUGGUGGUGGUGUUCGUCGGACUAACCAAGGCUGUUUCCUACGUCGCCGGGAUCGCGACCGCCGUCGACGAAAAGUCUGUUCCACUGGUGAAUGUCAGCGUAGUGGAAGGAGCGCCAGCGGAAUUACCAUGCGACAUCACUCCACCAGGAGAGGACACCCUGCAUAUGGUUUUCUGGUUCAAGGACGAAGCUGGCGUACCCCUGUACACAAUCGACGCGAGGGAGAAGCCGGUCACGAAGGCGCAGCACUCCUCGGACCAGGGGGUCUUCGGACCCAGGGCGUACUUUCGAACCGCGCCGCAGAACCCCGCGGUGCUCGUGAUAGAGGACAUCAAGAGGCACGACGCGGCUACCUAUAGGUGCAGAGUCGAUUUUCGCAAGGGACAGACACGGAGCUUUCGCUACAAUCUCACCGUGAUCGUACCGCCGGAACAGCCGACCAUUCUAGAUCAAUGGGGGAGGAUAGUGAACGGGACGGCUGGACCUUACGAGGAAAACGACACACCGUCCCUGACCUGCCGCGUCACCGGGGGUAAACCGGAGCCCGUAGUGCGGUGGCUCGUUAACGGCGAAGUCAAGGACGAGGAGUACGAGAAGAACGCUGGCGACGUCAUAGAGAACAGGUUGACCCUGCAAGCGAUCAGGCGUUCGGACCUGGGGUCGAACUUCACCUGCCAGGCGCGGAACACAGGCUUGAUCGAGCCGAAGGUGUCCUCGAUCACGCUCGAGCUGAACCUGAAACCGUUGACGGCCGUCAUAAGGAGGCCCGGGAAAAAGGGAGUCGGCAACGAGUCCCUGUUGGCUGGCAAACGGUACGACGUCGAGUGCGAGACCACCGGAUCGAGGCCUCCCGCGGUCAUCACGUGGUACAAGGGAAGGAGAAGACAGCUGAAGCACACCACGGAGGAGCGAUCGGAGAACCGAACGGUGAGCAUAGUGGAGUUCGAGCCCGGCGUGGAGGACCACGGGAAGUCGAUCACCUGCAGGGCCGAGAACCCGAACGUGACGGGACUGUUCCUCGAGAAAUCCUGGAGAAUCGACGUCGUCUACCCGCCGAUCGUGUCGCUGAACCUGGGAUCCACGCUGAGCCCGGAGGACAUCAAGGAGGGCGACGACGUUUACUUCGAGUGUCACAUAAGGGCGAAUCCGCCCUGGUCGAAGCUCACGUGGAUACACGACAAUCAAAUCCUGGCGCACAACACGACGGCGAAGAUAAUCUGGUCGAACCAGAGCCUGGUGCUGCAGAGCGUGACGAGGAGCAGCGCCGGCAAGUAUGUCUGCGCAGUGACGAACGACCUGAACGAGACGCGGAGCGAGCCCCUUCAUUUUCGCGUCAAGUUCGCCCCGGUGUGCAAGGAGGACCGUAUAAUCGUGGUGGGCGCAUCUCGGGGCGAGUCCCUGGACAUCGCCUGCAGGGUGGAGGCCGAUCCGCCGGCGCACAAUUUCCGAUGGAAAUUCAACAACAGCGGGGAGACGCUGGAGGUCGCGCCCGGCCGUUUCUCGAUGGAGAAGUCGAGCGGCGUGAGCGUGCUUAGGUACACGCCGGCCACCGAACUGGAUUACGGCACUCUGUCCUGCUGGGCGGACAAUUUGGUCGGUACACAGGCGAGACCGUGUCUCUUCCAGCUGGUAGCCGCCGGGAGACCGUUCCCGGUACGAAACUGCACGCUGGCGAACCAGACCUCCACCAGCGUGGAGGUGAAAUGCGUCGCUGGCUACGACGGAGGCCUCCCCCAGAAAUUCAUCUUGGAGGUGUACCACGGCGACGCGGACUUCUUGUCGAACAGUCAGCCGCUCUACAACGUGUCCAACGUCGACGAGCCGAGCUUCUCUCUGGCAGGAUUGGAGGCGUCCGUGGAGGCGGGCGUUCACGUCGCGGUUUACGCGAUCAACGCCAAGGGACGAAGCCACCCGGUCAUCGUCAGCGAGGUCACUUCACGAGACGCUGAGAAGCGAACCGGACAAGACGACGGGAUCGUGCUCUCGCCCCUGAUCGGUGUGGUGGUUGGCGCUCUGGUCACCAUGGUGCUGAUCAUCCUGGUGGUGGCGGUGCGGGUGCGCCGGGACAGGGUGUCGAAACCGAGACACGAAAAACCAGCGGAGCUCAGCGAACUGCCGCCGCAACAGUAUCCUCUGCAGAACACGCAACAGACCGUGGAAACCGAUCCGGACGUUAUCCCAAAUAAAUUCGAGGGCAACCUGGUGGAAGUUAGCCCGCCGAGCUACCCUGGAGGCUACCCUCCGGGACACUGGGUGACGCCGGGCCCCACGCCUAGCAUAGACGAGCUGUGCCACAAGUUCGCCGGAAGACCGACCGAGCUCAGGUUACCAUCGAGGAGCACGAUACCCAGCCUGCAGAACAUGCCCAUGGCGGGAAUGAUGGUGGGCCCGGGCCAGGGGAUGGUGUUGGGCGGCAGUCAAGGCGUCGCGAUGGGCGCCGGCCAGGGCGUCGUCGUCGCCGGGGAGUGUCUCGACGGCGAGGCGAUCAAGCGGCGACUGAUGGCGAACAGGCUGCCGGAGAGUUGCGUCUAGAGCAGGCACGGCCGGCAAUCGACCUUUGCCCCGGGAGCGCCGCGAUUAGCCCCCGGGGUAAGUCCCUAAGAACGAGAGACUCUCGCGAGUUCGGCGUCGUCGGCGACGCAACACUGUCUCGCUCUCCCCGCGCGGGACACUGUCCUCGACCGAGAGCAACGGGCAGGGCAGAGUCUAGGGCCUAGGUUGCUCCAAAAGCAACGUUCCGCGUAGGUGCCGUUCAGAGGUGGCGAGAAGGCGCCCGCAAACGACGCGAGCGCGUCCGCGCCGGAAGCCUCCUCGCCAGCUCUGCGCUGUGCUUCGCGCAAAGAUCGCCGUCGAUGCGAGUGUCCUCGCUGUUCACGCUCUGUCGCGAGCCAAGGCGGAGAGCUCCACAGGACAAUCCGAAGUGAUUCUCCAGAGGAGACGCCGCAGAGAAACGCGUUACUCUUCGACCACUUUCCGAGCAAGCUCUGAUCGGAGCCACGGCGAACCGCGUCCGCGCCUGGUCUAGACCUUCGAACUCGCCUCCUCGGCGCGUAGUUCUCCCGCGAAUCGGCCGCAAAUUGGCAGCGAGAUUCGGGGAUCCCUCCGAAGAAGUCAAUUGCGAGACGACGACGACGACGACGACGACGACGACGAGUCCACAGACAAUCCAGCGUCGUAACGAGCGCCGCGUCCGCCGCGGAAACUUCCCGGUCGGAAAGAAUCGGCCGACGAAACAGUUUCGAGAGCGUUUCCCUCACAGUGUCCGAUGGAAUGUUGUUUCUUUCUUCUCGGCGCGGGUGUGGGGAGGGCCGCGGCUGCGAGUAGAAUCGGCCUGCGGAAGAAUUAGGUGGAAACUUGCCGGCUCUCUCGAGUUCUCUCCCCGGCCGACGAGCACGCCGCGAACUCGCGUUCUCUCUUGUCCGAGAAACUUUCUCUCUCUCUUCUUCUCUUCUCUCUCUCUCUCUCUCUCUCUCUAUUUCUCUCUCGCUCCGUGCUCCAGCGUUUCUUCUAGAACCGAAUGCCGAUCUUCGACAGUGUCCUCUUCCCGCGCGUAUAUUUCUUUCCCGAGGUACGUGAUGCAAGUUUCGGGGAAAACCGUCCGUGCAAAAUUUUUCGCGGAGAAAUCCGGGAACGAAUGGCGACAGUAACGUAUCGGGAAAACGACAAAUCGAGUAUAAUAACAUAUCCAGCGGCGACGCACACAGUGUUCGGGAAUGCCGAAUAGCUGGCCGAAAUACAUUUUUGUUUUUCGGAGUACGUAACCGAUAUCGUUUGCCUGAAUUAGACGGAACUGUAUUAACGCUUUGCACUCCGAUGUCGCCGUUAUUCGAGUCUUGCACCUCGUUUUUAUAAUCGUUGACAAUCGGCA